AUGCUGCUGUUUGUGAUCAGCCUUGCCGCUUUAGUGUGCGCCGUCGCUGCACGGCCUCCACUCAGCUACCUGGAGAACCAUUUCACCGCCGAGAAUGAAUCAGUGGAAGUACGCUCAGCUGCAAUCAAGAGACUUUUGGAAGUUUUUGGGAUGGAUGAUCCCCCUGCUAUGCAUGGACACAAACAGCCACCUCAGUACAUGCUCGAUCUGUACAACACUGUUGCUGAUGUGGACGGUGUGACUAAGGACCCGUAUCUGCUUGAGGGAAAUACUGUGCGCAGCUUCUUUGACAAAUUGCGCAGUGAACAGGUGGAGUUCAGGUUCAAUUUGUCCACGGUUGCAAUAACUGAGAAGAUUCUCACUGCAGAGCUGCAUCUUUUCAAGCUGCGACCUCAGGCUACACUGACAUUCAACAGACACCAUUUCUGCCAGGUUAGUGUUUAUCAGCUGCUUGACACAAGCAAAAACAACAACACACAGGACAAGAAGCUGCUGUCCUCUAGACUGAUUCCAGUCCACUCUACUGGUUGGGAAGUGUUCACCAUUACACAAGCAGUCCGCUCCUGGAUGAACGAUGAAGGCAGUAACCUGGGGCUCCAUGUGGUGGUUCGGACUCUUGGAGGAAGCCAUAUGGAUCUCAAGCUGAUCCGCUUUGCUUCAGGUCGCGACCACCACCAGAGCAAACAGCCCAUGUUGGUCCUCUUCACGGACGAUGGCAGCCGCUCUACUACUCUCGAAAGCAUUGGUGAUGCUGAAGUCACCUCCGACCUGCCCUCAGCCCCCAUGUCAGGGCCUCCCUCCCGCAUCGCCCGCUCCCUGGACUACAGCGAGGAGGAGGGUGCCUCUUCACCCUGCCAGCGUCAGCCCCUCUACGUCGACUUUGAGGAGAUCGGCUGGUCGGGCUGGAUCGUGUCUCCUCGUGGCUACAACGCCUACCACUGCAAAGGCUCCUGCCCCUUCCCUCUGGGUCAGAACAUGAGGCCCACCAACCACGCCACCGUCCAAUCCAUCAUCAACGCUCUAAAGCUGAUCAAAGGCAUUGAUACACCCUGCUGCGUCCCCGAUAAGCUCUUCUCCAUCAACCUUCUUUACUUUGAUGACGCAGAAAAUGUGGUGUUGAAACAGUAUAAUGACAUGGUGGCAGGAAGCUGCGGCUGCCACUGA
Molecule: messenger RNA, 1164 nt
Organism: Eleginops maclovinus (Patagonian blennie)
Lineage: Eukaryota; Metazoa; Chordata; Actinopteri; Perciformes; Eleginopidae
Gene: admp
Product: anti-dorsalizing morphogenic protein
Exons: 6
Coding region: 1-1164 (387 amino acids)
Cellular component (GO): extracellular region
Molecular function (GO): cytokine activity; growth factor activity
Source: RefSeq, a predicted model, not a curated record